Messenger RNA from Coregonus sp. 'balchen', 216 nucleotides. The record is from the annotation of a GenBank genome assembly. Lineage: Eukaryota; Metazoa; Chordata; Actinopteri; Salmoniformes; Salmonidae.
AUGGUGGCAGCCUUGGGGUGCUGCUGUGUGCAUUUUCCUCUGGGUGCAAUGGGCCUGGUGUUGUGGAGGACUUUAACCGUGUGGAGCGCUGCAAGGAGUCUCUACAUGGUCAGCCCACCACAGGGCUACCUGGGGGGCAGCAACCUGAAGAGGAUCUGCCAGGCCCUCUGUGACCCCCGCAGACACAUGCCCCUCUACUCUUCCUACACCUUCUAA